Meloidogyne enterolobii is the source of this 274-nucleotide messenger RNA. NCBI's taxonomy places the organism in Eukaryota, Metazoa, Nematoda, Chromadorea, Rhabditida, Meloidogynidae. The record is from the annotation of a GenBank genome assembly.
UUGCUGUACCUGUGCAAUGACCCCACAAACGUCGCUGUCAAAAAUCCUGAAAUCCCUCUGUUUACCAUACAAAAAUGUCUCGAAAAUAAAUAUAUUCCAACCUCCUCUUUCCGUUACUACUUGUUGUACAGCCUUUUUAGCUCCUUUUACAAGGUUUUGCAUCCCUUCCUUUGCCGCCUUUGGAAGUUUUUUAGCAAUGUCUAUAGCGCCUUCAACUGUAUUUUCCACCCUUCGCUCUAAAGAGUCUUUAGAUGAAUGCCCGGUAGAAAAUUGA